Molecule: messenger RNA, 1290 nt
Organism: Volvox carteri f. nagariensis
Lineage: Eukaryota; Viridiplantae; Chlorophyta; Chlorophyceae; Chlamydomonadales; Volvocaceae
Exons: 7
Coding region: 1-1143 (380 amino acids)
Biological process (GO): protein insertion into ER membrane
Cellular component (GO): cytosol
Molecular function (GO): protein binding
Source: RefSeq, a predicted model, not a curated record
AUGCCUCCGUCUGUCGAGAAGACGCUUGCAAGGAUACGAGAGUCUGUUGAAUCGGGUGCCUACUAUGAGGCGCAGCAAAUGUAUAAGACGUCAUACCACCGCAGCAAGGCCCGGCAACAAUUCGCAGACGCUGUCGCCAUCCUACAGGAGGGUGCAGUCACACAGCUAGCCCAUGGCCAACCAACUUGUGGGGUGGAGCUGGGCAUGCUCCUCAUUGAGGCUUAUGUGGCAGCGUCUACACCUGCUGAUGCGGAUACGGUAUCACGUGUGUUGGCAAUCAUCCGGGCUUUCCCGCUAACUGCCCGCACAUCGGCUGACGCAAAUCAGGGUCAAGCCACAUCGUCGUCAUCCUCGUCACAGGCCGUUGCUUCCCCAGUCGUGGACGAGUACGCAAGGCUUGUCGCAGCUGCGGUCAAAUGGGCCAACAAGUACGGGCUGAUGGGCGGUGACCCGGCAGCGGUCGGCCUAAAUUGUGAACAUGCUUCACUGCUAUCUAGCACUCGCUUCACCUUUACCUGUGUGAUCGGAUUAAGGAAGGAUCUGGGUUGUAGGCUUGCGGUUGCUUUGGAUGAUGCGUUUCCUUUACAAAGCAAGAAUGGCGCCGUGGUUUCGGCGCGCCGUAUUCACUCCGCCUUCGCAUCCUAUCUGUGGAGGUCUUUUGGUACAGAUGGGAUUGGCCGUGCACUGCCGCACUUCAUACGAGGAGAAGACGCAGAGGAAUUCGCCGAGGCCCUGUAUUCGUGCGCCCGGCAAGGUCCUUCUGGCGAGGCGGAUCUCUGGCUUCUGCGUGCCGUGCUGCAAGUGCUAGCGGCAGCCUCUGGCAGCAGCUCCACGGCUCAGAUGUCCUACGCGAGGGCCCUGUACGACGCCUUUAUUGCUAAAGACAGUCCAUUGGACACCCCCACGGGUCACUUCACGGAGCUCGUGCUACUGGCUGUGGAGCAUACGCCUAUCUCCCCUCGCGCUCACGACAUGUUCGCCCUGGUGCGGGAGCGCUACAGCGACGGAGUGCUGCGGCGGGAUGAAUCCCUGGGGGCCCUGAUGGAGCGCGUGGAGGGGUUGUUCUUCAACAUGCGCCGCGGAGGGAGCGCUCUGGGAGGCCUGCUGGGUGACUUGUUCAGGACCCUAACGGAGGUGCAAUGACUCUGCAGAGAUUGGGCCCAGGAGGACCUUAGGAUCGGAGUGUUCGCGGCUUAACGUGGCCUGAAGGACAGUGUAAAUCGUUUGGUUUCCCUGCCCGAGGCUGUGUGUGUGUGAAUGUGUGCGUGCGUCUGUGUGUUUCUGCAUGAC